AUAAAGAAGCUUCUGGCUAUUACCACAUCAGAAAAACCCAGCCUGUGGAUAUUCGGAUAUGGCUCCUUAGUCUGGAAACCAGACGUCAAAUACAAGAGGAGCAACGUCGGUUAUAUUGAAGGAUAUAGUCGACGCUUCUGGCAUGGGGACAAUUUCCAUCGAGGAGACAAAGACGUGGCUUGCACUUGGGGGGUAGCCUACGAGGUCACUGACUCCCAGAUGGAGGAGUCUCUGCAGUACCUGAAUGUGAGCGAGGCUGUGCUGGGGGGCUACGUCACCAAGAUGGUGGAGUUCACUCCCAGAGAGAAGUACCAAGGGUCCCUGCUCGCCCUGGUCUACAUUGCCACCUCUGAUAACCCCAUAUACCUCGGGCCUGCCACUCCCACAGAGAUAGCUGCUCAGAUUACCAUCUGCAGAGGCAACACGGGCCACAACAUAGAGUACCUCCUCCUCCUGGCUGAGUUCAUGAGGCUGUACUGUCCCGAGGUAGAGGACGACCAUCUCUUCUCCAUAGAGGCAGCCGCCCUGGCUCUGGUCAUCUGAACUACCAGGGCCAGGGAUACUCACAUCUGACCACCGGUACGACACUCAAUCCUUACGACACUCGCUACGUUACUUGCUAAUGUGAACAACGUGAAGACAAUGACAAUGUGAAUACACUGACAAUGUGAAGACAGUGAGAGUCACUCCAACUCAUAAAAAGGGUCAACAUGUCAUGAUCACUGUUUUUGUUGUCCAUUGUCAGUAAACGCCCAUGACAUUGACAUUUUUUAAGCUGAAAGGGCAAUGAAAUUACAAUCAAGGUGUGUAAACACUCUGUCCAAUAAAUAUAUUUCAUAUAUGGUAUCAGAUGAAUAAAUAAUAUUUUCGUUGUGUUUAUGAAGGUCCUGGGUAACAUUAGAAUUUGAAAAAGUCAUUAUAUAAAAUUACAAAAUAGCAUUUGAAUUAGUUUGUGUUACUGUAGGCUAUCUGUUGCCUCAUGCUCAAGUGUGGCGCUCAUGAAACAGUGGUUAUUUAUGCAAUAAGGCCCGAGUGGUUGUGGUAUAUGGCCAAUAUACCAUGCCUAAGGGCUGUUCUUAAGGCCUGGAUACAGUCCUUAGCUGUGUUAUAUUGGCCAUAUACCACAAACCACCGAGGUGCCUUAUUGCUAUUAUGUAAUUAGAACAGUAAAAAUAAAUGUUUUGUCAGACCCGUGGUAUAAGGUCUGAUAUACCACGGCUGUCAGCCAAUCAGCAUUCAGGGCUCAAACCACCCAGUUUACAAUUUGAA
Molecule: messenger RNA, 1269 nt
Organism: Oncorhynchus keta (chum salmon)
Lineage: Eukaryota; Metazoa; Chordata; Actinopteri; Salmoniformes; Salmonidae
Product: glutathione-specific gamma-glutamylcyclotransferase 1-like
Exons: 2
Biological process (GO): glutathione catabolic process
Cellular component (GO): cytoplasm
Molecular function (GO): gamma-glutamylcyclotransferase activity; glutathione specific gamma-glutamylcyclotransferase activity
Source: RefSeq, a predicted model, not a curated record